AUGCACUCGCUACAAUUCGCGGGGUGUGUGCUUGCUGUCUGUGUAUCAGCCGUCGCCGUGUGCGCUGCCCUGGUCGUGCGGUUCAAAAGCCCCAAGCCGCGCCCGCGCAAAGACAGCGAAAAUUAUUUCAUCUGCAUCGACGAGAAGCACGAACGGCAGCGACUCGGCAAUCUGGACAGCAGCGCAACAGUGGACUUGUCGAUAAUCGUGCCUGCGUACAAUGAGGAAGAACGGCUGCCGGUGCUUCUGAACGACGUCCGCAACUACGUGGCAAAGCGGCGAGAGAAGAGCUUUGGGUUCUCCUAUGAACUGAUAAUCAUGGAUGACGGCAGCAAGGACAAAACACUGGAUAUGGCUAUGGAGUUUGCGCGCACGCACGGUAUCAAGGAGCUCAAGGCAGUCAAGCACGUUAUUAAUCGGGGUAAGGGCGGGGCGGUGACCCAGGGCAUGCUGUGCGCGCAGGGGCGCUACCUUAUUUUCUGCGAUGCUGACGGGGCCACGCGCUUCAGCGACAUUGAUGCUCUAUUGGAUUGCGCGCAGAAGAGCGAGCGUGAUGGGUUGGCGAUUGCCAUUGGAUCGCGCAACAACCAGGCAUUGUCCGGAACGGUUGUCGAGCGCAGCCAUAUCCGGGCGUUUCUGCAGUGGGGGUUCCACACCUAUGUGACUAUCUUGGGCGUGCGUGGGGUUCGCGAUACGCAGUGUGGAUUUAAGCUAUUCAGUCGCAAGGCUGCUCGAUUGGUGUUUCCCAAUAUGCAUGUGGAGAGGUUUAUCUUUGAUAUUGAGAUUCUUUUGCUUGCGCGGUACCAGGGCAUCCCCGUUGUCGAGGUGCCUGUUAAUUGGCACGAAGUUGCUGGCAGCAAAAUGUCCAUCGUUCGUGAUUCGAUCCAGAUGGCGCUGGACUUGCUUGCUGUGCGCCUGAACUACAUGCUGGGCAACUGGACGAUUUCCAACAAAUAG
Messenger RNA from Kickxella alabastrina, 957 nucleotides. RefSeq names its product glycosyltransferase family 2 protein. NCBI's taxonomy places the organism in Eukaryota, Fungi, Kickxellomycota, Kickxellomycetes, Kickxellales, Kickxellaceae. The transcript is spliced from 2 exons. The record is from RefSeq and is a predicted model, not a curated record. The coding region runs from base 1 to 957 and encodes 318 amino acids. Gene Ontology annotation, cellular component: endoplasmic reticulum membrane.